Molecule: messenger RNA, 589 nt
Organism: Condylostylus longicornis
Lineage: Eukaryota; Metazoa; Arthropoda; Insecta; Diptera; Dolichopodidae
Product: immunoglobulin domain-containing protein oig-4
Exons: 4
Coding region: 42-524 (160 amino acids)
Source: RefSeq, a predicted model, not a curated record
UGUAACAAAAAAAAAAAAAAAUUAUAGUUUUUAAUAUUAUAAUGAAUUUAAAAAUAUUAACAAUAAUUUUAACAAUAAUUUUAAUUACAAGUGAUACAUGUAUGGCAAGAAGAGGGCGUGGACGCGGUAGAACCAAAUCCAGAGUGCAAAUAGGUUUACCAAUAACAGGAAAAUAUAGAGAUCCUGAAUCAGAUCAAUAUUAUAACAAUAAUAAUGGAGCAAAAAUUUUACAAGCAUCACAUUUUGAUUUUGAAUAUGUUUUGGGACAUAAAAUAGCAUUUUUAUGUGUUGCAAAGGGUAAUCCAAGACCUCAUAUAACAUGGUAUAAGGAUGGUACAGAGAUUUUUCAACAUCUUUACAUGCACAUACACGAAUGGCGUAUAGGUGAAGAUAAAGUCAAAUCAAAAAUUGAAAUUGAUCCAGCAACACAAAUGGAUGCCGGAGUCUAUGAAUGUACGGCCGAUAAUAUGUAUUCGAUUGAUCGUCGCAGUUUUAAAACUGAUUUCUCUAUAGCUUUUGAUUAAACUAACCUUAAUAUAUUUGCUAUACGAUACACAAAAUUAAUUAUAAAAAAAAAAAAUAAUAAAUU